AUGACUGCUGAAUCCUCGUCCGAAACAAAAGCUAACACGGAAAAUGCCCAACAAAAUGAUCCACCAGGAGAAGCCUGGGGUUACGAUUUGUACCCCGAGAGAAGAGGUACAUUUACUCCGAAACUGUCUAAUAUUCUAUUAGGAAAAGAAGGAAAAGAGAGCAUAGAAAAGUUCAAGUGCGAAAAGAAUGUUUACCAUUGUGUCAAAAAUAGUCCAAUUGUAAAAACAAUGAUGGCUGCUCUUAAAAGUUCUGGUUGCCCAAUAGACAUAAGAAGACACAUAUCAUGUGAAGUAUGUGAUUACUCUGUUAGUGGAGGUUAUGACCCACAAUUGAAUCAAAUUGUAGUAUGCCAGAAUGUAUCAACCAGAAAAGGGAUGGUACAAGGUGUACUGACUCAUGAGAUGAUCCACAUGUUUGAUUUCUGUCGGAAUCAAUUGGACUUUAAGAACAUGGAACACUUAGCGUGCACUGAGAUACGUGCGGCCAACUUAACUCAUUGUUCAUUUGUCAGUGCUUGGUCACAAGGUGAUGCUUCUUGGGUGAAGGUGAAAAAGGCGCACGAGGAUUGCGUUAAAACAAAGGCUCUUUACUCAGUGCUUGCUGUUAGACAAAUUGGCAAACUAGAAGCCGUUGAUAUUAUAGAAAAAGUGUUCCCUAAAUGUUAUAAUGAUUUGGAACCGAUCGGACGUCGUAUAAGGCGAAACUCGGAGGAUGUUUUCCGAGUUCAAAGAGAUGCAUCUUAUUAUGGAUAUAUGUAG
This is a messenger RNA of Leptosia nina, 759 nucleotides long. The record is from the annotation of a GenBank genome assembly. Lineage: Eukaryota; Metazoa; Arthropoda; Insecta; Lepidoptera; Pieridae.